Saccostrea cuccullata (small rock oyster) is the source of this 384-nucleotide messenger RNA. Its product is annotated as centrosome-associated zinc finger protein Cp190-like. NCBI's taxonomy places the organism in Eukaryota, Metazoa, Mollusca, Bivalvia, Ostreida, Ostreidae. The transcript has a single exon. Bases 1 to 384 code for a protein of 127 amino acids. The record is from RefSeq and is a predicted model, not a curated record.
AUGUUGUGCGAGACUUGUGGACAGACAUUCAGCACCAGCAGUAAUCUUCAUCAGCAUACCAGAGAGAAACAUAGUGAUCAUGUAAAUAGUUUACAGUGUAGUUAUUGCCAGAGACCCUUCUUGCGAAGAUUUAAUUUGAAAAGACAUUUGAAUUCAGUUCACAAACUAAAUAGUGAACAAUUAGAAGCAGCCAUGCCCUCAAAGCGGAGACGAGUCGAGCGUGAUGACUUCUUUGAAUCCAGGAAACCUGUCUACGUUCAUAGCAACUUGUAUGAAGACAUAUCGUCCGAUGAGAACGAUGAGACUUACGGAGACGCGCAAGAGACUGAUGUGACCAAUGUGGAUUAUCUCGAUGAUAUUUCUUUUGAUUCAGAAUUGCCGUAG